CAGCAUUCCUCGCGAUGGAUGGUCUUGAAGCCUAGGAACAUAGAAGUUUGGAUUUGACAGAUAAUUUACCAUCAUGAAUAAAGCUGCAGCAGAAGUCCUCAUCACAAGCUACUUUUACCAGCUCACUGAUGGCUGUGGAACAAAAAACUGUAGAAAUAAGAACUGUGCUUCAAAUGGAAAACUCAAGCUUGACAAGAAUGAAGCAGCUGCACUAGCCGUGAAAUUGUGUCAGGAAAAAGCAGAGUUAGCAUUAUGUGAUAAUAUCAAAACCAAGUUCAACAUCAAGAAAGAGCCCUAUUUGACAGAGUCAUUACUACUUUCAAAGAUAGAAUCCUGUAAGAAGACAAACAGUUACAAGGAACUUGUCCACAUUAUUGGCAAAGUGUUUUCUGAUUCCAAGUUAUUAAACAAAAGUUUCCUGCUUGAGAAGCCAAAGGCACUGGAGGGAGCAACUCUCUUUGUUGAUGUUGAUGCAGUUAGAAGAAUCUACAAAGAACUGUUUGUACUUGAGGACCCUUCAGUGGAAAACGCUCUGCUGAAUUCACUGGUAACAUUGUCAUCAAACAUUGAAAUUCAAAUAAACUUUCACAAGCAUGACAUUGUGCUAGAAGAUCCCAACUUCUUAAAUCAGAUAAUAGUUGUCAUGGAAAACACAAUGCUACAAAGCCCAGAGUAUCUUGAUAGCGCUCUGCCUAGCUUUUUGAAAUCUCUCACUCUCUUACCUGCAAAUUUGCAAGCUCAGCUUGUCAGGAUUUGGUGUACCUAUGAAGUAGAUGACAUUCGUCGCAUGGUGGAAACUUUGCAACAAUUAAUCACUUAUCAAGUCCUAACAGGGCCUUCAGCUGUCAAUCAUAUUCCAGUUCAUGAAGACAUUGCAAUAGUCAAUAGUACCAAGGUUAUGAAGUUAUUUUACCUUGUUAGUAUAAUAGCAGGAGAAAAAAGAAAUCCAAGUAAAGUAACCUUGCAAAACGAUUCCCAACCUAUCUCAACAGCUAUCAAAACUUUCCAAGAUGAAAUUUACAAAGUGCUUGAGUUACGCUCACUAGAUUGCCGUCAGCCAAUUUUAAAUUAUGAUGAAUUUGUUAAUGAACCACUGAACGAUCACAUAGAAGUAGACCGGGACUUCACCUACUUUAAGGGUGAUCCACAAAAGUUUUCAUUUCUUAGCCACUUUUUUGUACUUAGCACAGCAACCAAAGGAUUGGCACUCUUUUAUGAUAAYCGUGUGCGGAUGUUUAGUGAGAGGAGAUUGACUAUGUUAUACAGCCUUGUGCAUGGACAUCACCAAACGCCUUAUCUUCGUCUUAAAGUUAAAAGAGAGAGUCUGAUUGAUGAUGCCCUUGUCAGGCUGGAGAUGGUUGCCCAAGAUCAACCCAUAGAUCUUAAGAAGCAGCUGGUGGUUGAAUUUGAAGGAGAGCAGGGUAUUGACGAGGGAGGGGUCUCUAAGGAAUUCUUCCAGUUGGUCGUCGAACAGAUUUUCAAUCCUGAUUAUGGGAUGUUCACUUAUGAUCCCAACACAAGGUUUUGUUGGUUUAAUCCAACCUCAUUUGAAAGUGCUGCCCAGUUCCGUCUCAUUGGUCUAGUGGUUGGUUUGGCCAUUUACAAUAAUAUAAUCCUGGACAUACACUUUCCUAUGGUGGUUUAUACAAAACUGUUUGACAAGCCAGGUACCUUUGAUGACCUCAAGGAUUCCCAUCCUGUAUUGUAUAGAAGUUUGAAGUCAAUGCUUGAACAUGAGGGCAAUGUUGAGGAUGACAUUGGGUGUACUUUCAAAAUUGGCUAUACUGAUGUCUUUGGCUCAAACUUGUCUCAUGACCUUAAAGAGAAUGGUGGAGAUAUUGCCGUAACCAAUGAAAACAAAAAGGAAUACAUAACUUUGUAUGCAGACUUCAUUUUGAACAAGUCAGUGGAAAAACAGUUUAAGGAAUUUAAAUCUGGUUUUGAGUUGGUCGUUGGUGAUUCUCCACUGAAGGCUUUUUUCAGGCCUGACGAGGUUGAGCUUUUGGUUUGUGGUAGCAAAGAACUGGACUUUGAUGCACUUGAGAAUUCUACAGAAUAUGAUGGUGGAUUGAGCAAAGAUUCAGAGUUGAUCAAGUGGUUCUGGGAAGUAGUGCACAGUUUCGAAAUGGAACAGAAGCGACAGCUGCUGAUGUUUACCACCGGUAGUGACAGGAUUCCUGUAGGAGGAUUGUCAAAACUGAAGCUCAUCAUCGCUAAGAAUGGACCCGAUUCAACCAGGUUACCAACGGCUCACACGUGCUUCAACGUUCUUCUGCUUCCGGAGUAUAGCAGCAAGGAGAAGCUCAAAGAACGCUUGCUUAAGGCUGUAARCAACGCCAAAGGGUUUGGGUUACUCUAGAAAGAUAAUUGUGAUAAUAGGGAUCCAAUUUUAGCAAGAAAGGAAUGUGAUCUUCAGGAUUCUAURUCCUAACAAUUUUAUUUAGUUACCGUCAAAUUAAAAAGGGAGUGACAAUGGUCGAUUUGAAAAACAUCAAAAAAAUAAUAUACGAUGGUCCUAAAAGAAAUAUAAACUUAUGAAAUGACUACAUCAGCCCAAGUUCUUYCUAAUCUAGUGUUAACUUCAAAAACAUUGCAACGUUUCAAGAGUCUCUAAGAGAAACGAGGGUGAGUCAUUUCAGUUCUGUAAGAAUAAAAACGAAAUGAAGCUGCAGUCUAUGCUUAGAACAGUCUGUAGUUUGUCGAAGUACAGUUCUUACAGCUACAAAGAUUGGGCUCGCUGUGGUGGCUAUUGACAAAGCAUACCCAUGUUAUUUGCCUAUACCUUUUGCCUUUGUAGUUAGCUUGAAUCUACGGAUGAUAUUUUACUGACAAAAGCUUGCUAUGUCAAACAAAUAUUUCAAACCCUAUUACAGCCUAUAGGGGUUGUUUUCCAGUUACUGAAAAGUGUUUCCAUUACCAAGGCAUUAACAACCUAUUCAACUUUGCAUGGUUUAUGGUUGCCAUGGUUACCAGUUUAUACUCAUUAGCAUAAUGACGUGACUUAGACAACACAGGCCAAAACGUCUGGGUUUUUGGGUUGCGAUGGUCUAAGUUAGUUUAUUUUUUGAUCGACAUAAGCCAAAAACCCAGACUUGGGCUGUUUUGGUCGCGUAACUGUCAAAGUGGGAGUAAUGUGUUUCAAGUUUGUUUAAGUGUAAACUUGGUUUUUAGGUAUUUUUUUUAGAAUUUACUGAUAGAAUAGAGACUUAUUGGUAGAUUUCCUUUUCAUCCAUCCUCAUUUUCCAGUCAUGUCCAAAAUUCUAGUAUUUUGGUUCUUGUUGGCGUUUAAACUACUUUCUCUGCCGGGCCAUUACAAGCCAGAUUUUGGAGGCGUUAGGACCGUGGCGAAUAGUCCUGGCCGAUCAGUUUUGAAGAUGACUAGACGAUGUUAUAUCCACCACCGGGUGACCCCUUUGCACUCAAUACCAUCCAAAACUGCUGAGGACUUUAGGUCAAUGCAGUUGGUUUUUGCACUUUAGCCUCAAGGAUUCCAUUGCUUAUCAGAUGUUUUAAAAUGACUUUGGAUAAAAAGGAAAUCUGCACUUGAUGAUCAAUAAAAAAUGUAGCGAAACAUAUAGCGUGUUUACUAACCGUGUACUUUCAAGUGUUAGCCAAGUAAGCAAUAAUAAUCUAAGAGUUGUUUCCCAA
Messenger RNA from Actinia tenebrosa (Australian red waratah sea anemone), 3648 nucleotides. Its product is annotated as ubiquitin-protein ligase E3A. Gene Ontology annotation, biological process: protein polyubiquitination. NCBI's taxonomy places the organism in Eukaryota, Metazoa, Cnidaria, Anthozoa, Actiniaria, Actiniidae. The record is from RefSeq and is a predicted model, not a curated record. Gene Ontology annotation, molecular function: ubiquitin protein ligase activity.